Molecule: messenger RNA, 3219 nt
Organism: Ascochyta rabiei
Lineage: Eukaryota; Fungi; Ascomycota; Dothideomycetes; Pleosporales; Didymellaceae
Product: ATP-dependent RNA helicase
Exons: 1
Coding region: 1-3219 (1072 amino acids)
Biological process (GO): nuclear-transcribed mRNA catabolic process, nonsense-mediated decay
Cellular component (GO): cytoplasm
Molecular function (GO): ATP binding; RNA binding; RNA helicase activity
Source: RefSeq, a predicted model, not a curated record
AUGGAGGGCGCCUUCACCCACAUGGGCAACCACCUGGUGUCCGACUCGGCAGCCACCAUCAACGCUGGCGCCGGCGACGACGAAAUCACGGGACUAAGUGCUCGCCGCCGCAGGAAUGACGACGAGGACGACGACCUGUUUGACGACGAUGCCGAGAGCAUCAUGGACAUGCCCGCCGGAGGAGCCAACGGACAGCAGAUGGCCAAGGAAGAAGAGGAGGUCGAGCUUCCCGCACACGCUUGCGCAUACUGCGGUAUCCACAACGCGGGCAGCGUCGUCAAGUGCUUGGCUUGCAACAAAUGGUUCUGCAGCGCCCGCGGCAACUCGUCGUCGUCGCACAUCAUCAACCACCUUGUUCGCGCCCGUCACAAGGAAGUUCAGCUGCACCCGGCCUCGUCGCUCGGCGACACGACGCUCGAGUGCUACAGCUGCGGCGUGAAGAACGUCUUCUUGCUUGGUUUCAUUCCUGCCAAGUCGGAUACCGUCGUUGUGCUGCUGUGCCGUCAGCCGUGCGCCUCGAUGCCCUCACAGAAAGACAUGAACUGGGACACCUCACGUUGGCAGCCGCUCAUCGAAGACCGCUCCUUCCUUCCUUGGCUUGUGCCCCCACCGACCGACCAAGAGCAGCUUCGCGCUCGUCACCUUAGCCCACAGACGAUUGCGAAGCUCGAGGAGCUAUGGAAAGACAACGCGAACGCUACCAUUGCGGACUUGGAGAAGGGCGCCGGACAAGAGGAGGUCAUUGCCAAGGUUCUGCUUCGCUACGACGACGCGUUCCAAUACCAGAACGUCUUUGGUCCUCUGGUCAAGAUCGAGGCGGACUACGACCGCAAGCUGAAGGAGUCGCAAUCGCAGGACAACCUGAUCGUUCGCUGGGACAUGGCGCUGAACAAUAAACACACCGCCAGCUUCAUCCUCCCCAAGCUCGAGUUGGGUGACGUCAAGCUUGCCGUUGGAGACGAGAUGCGCCUGCGAUACACGGGAGAGCUGCGUCCUCACUGGGAAGGAGUCGGAUACGUCAUCAAGAUCCCAAACAACCAGUCCGACGAGGUGACAAUUGAGCUGCGCACAAAGGGCGACCACAAGUCGGUCCCAACCGAAUGUACCCACAACUUCAGCGCCGACUACGUAUGGAAGGCGACCUCGUUCGACCGCAUGCAGCACGCCAUGAAGACGUUUGCAAUUGACGAGAUGAGCGUGUCUGGCUACAUUUUCCACCGCCUGUUGGGCCAUGAGGUCGCAUCGGCACCCAUGAAGAUCCAGAUCCCUCGCAAGUUCAGUGUACCAGGCUUGCCAGAGCUGAACGGCAGUCAGAUUAACGCGGUCAAGAGCGUUCUGCAAAAGCCUCUUAGUCUGAUCCAGGGUCCCCCGGGUACCGGAAAGACCGUCACUUCAGCAACGAUCAUCUACCACCUCUGCAAGAUCAGCGGCAGCCAAGUGUUGGUUUGUGCACCAUCCAACGUCGCUGUUGACCAGCUUUGCGAACGUAUCCAUCUCACUGGCCUGAAAACUGUUCGCGUCACUGCAAAGUCCAGGGAAGAUGUCGAGUCUCCGGUCGGCUUCUUGUCUCUCCACGAGCAGGUUCGCAUGAACGACACCAACGUCGAGCUCAACAAGCUCAACCAGCUCAAGAGUGACGUUGGCGAGCUGUCCAGCCAGGAUGAGAAGAAGUUCAAGCAACUCACUCGUGCAGCCGAACGCGAAAUUCUCAAUGCGGCCGACGUCAUCUGCUGCACUUGCGUUGGUGCUGGAGACCCGCGCCUUUCUAAGAUGAAGUUCCGCACGGUCCUUAUUGACGAGUCUACGCAGUCUGCCGAACCCGAGUGCAUGAUUCCUCUGGUCCUUGGGUGCAAGCAGGUCGUGCUUGUUGGUGAUCACCAGCAACUCGGACCUGUCAUUAUGAACAAGAAGGCUGCUACCGCCGGGCUUAAUCAGUCCCUUUUCGAACGUCUGGUCAUCCUGGGCUGCUCUCCAAUCCGCCUACAAGUUCAGUACCGCAUGCACCCUUGCCUGUCCGAGUUUCCUUCAAACAUGUUUUACGAAGGCUCGCUCCAAAAUGGUGUAACCAUGCAGGAGCGUGUGCGCCGCGACGUUGAUUUCCCCUGGCCUGUCGGCGACAAUCCCAUGAUGUUCUGGUCCAACCUUGGUGCAGAAGAGAUCUCGGCCAGUGGCACGUCUUACCUCAAUCGUACCGAGGCGCAGAAUGUCGAGAAGAUCGUCACUCGUUUCUUUAAGGCAGGCGUACAACCGAGCGACAUUGGUAUCAUCACGCCGUACGAGGGUCAGCGCAGUUACGUUGUCAGCUCCAUGCAGGCGACCGGCAGCUUCAAGAAGGAGAACUACAAAGAGGUUGAGGUUGCUUCCGUCGAUGCCUUCCAAGGUCGUGAGAAGGAUUUCAUCAUCCUGUCUUGCGUUCGUUCCAACGACCACCAAGGUAUCGGUUUCUUGAGUGAUCCUCGUCGUCUCAACGUCGCUCUCACGCGUGCCAAAUACGGUCUCGUCAUUCUUGGAAACCCGAAGGUUCUUAGCAAGCACCCGUUGUGGCACUACCUCUUGCUCCAUUUCAAGGAACGCAACUGCCUCGUUGAAGGGCCCCUGUCCAACCUGCAGGUCUCGCUUCUGCAAUUCAGCCGUCCCAAGCAGACAUACCGCGGACCCCAACGCUACCAGAUGGCGUACCAGCAUGCAAAUGCCAUGACUUCCGGUCGCCAAGGUAGCUACAACGGCGGCAAGCCGACUCGUCAAGAUUUCAACGACAACGGCUCUAUUGUCGGUUAUAUUCCCGAUGAUGUGUCUUCGGUUCACUCCUCUGCUCUUGGUGGCGUUCCUUCCAACUAUCCUCCCAUGUUCUCCAACUUUCAGGAGUCCUGGCCUCUUCCUGGUCGCAACGGUCAGGGUCCCAGGGGUCAGAGCAGAGCACCACAGAGCGUUGCCGGCGAAUCUAUCGCUGCGAGUGAGCUGACCGAUACCCGCAGCGAUGCUCCCGGCGGCAUCAGCCUCUCUGGUUUGAACCUGAACGACUACAACAAGCCCACGUCACUCAGCCAGUCUGAUCGUCUGAACCGCUUUGUUGAGUCGACACGCCAGGGUCCCAACAUGGGCGGUGGAUUUGCUGCUGGUCGUGGCUUGCGUAACGGUCUCGGAUUUGACGACGACGAUGCUCGCAGUGUCUCUACUGCUUUCGCCAGUCAAAUCGGUGGGCCUGGCAACUAUGACUGA